AUGGAAUACAAAUAUUUAAAAAAUUUAAAUACUCACUCUAUUCAGACAUAAGAUCACCUUGAAUUAGAAUUUAACGGGCUUUAUUUAAAUGAUGAAGAGACAGAAAUUCUUGGCAAAGAAAUAUCUUCUUGCAAGAAUGUUUCUAAGCUUAGUCUUAAGCUAAGCUACAAUUGCAUUAGCGAUAGUGGUAUGCAAUAUCUAUCAAAUGAGCUCUCAUAACUCUCAAAUCUUACUUCUCUUAUUCUUCAUUUAAAUGGUAAUCAAAUUAGUGGAGAAGGUGUCUAUAUAUUAGGAAAAAAUAUUUCAAAACUAAUAAACCUCACUCAUUUGACUGUAUUUGUAAAUGAUAAUUAAAUUAAUGCUGAAGGAACUCAAAAGUUUGGUGAAGAAAUUUCUAAAUUAUCUAAUUUAAUUUAAUUAUCAGUAAGUUUGAGCUUUAACUCAAUAGGAACUUUAGGAAUUUCUUAAUUUGGUUAAGCUUUAUCACUAUGCAGCAAUUUAACAGAACUUAGUUUAUUCACAAGUGGUAACUAUAUGGGAGAUCAAGGAGUUGCUGCUCUCACAGAAGGAAUUUCAAAAUGUGUUAAACUUAAAUCUUUGAUAUUAUAUUUGCUUAAAAAUGAAAUUAGUGAUGAAGGGUGCAUCAAACUAGCUUUAAACAUCAGAUAACUUUAAGAAUUAAAUUAAUUUGGAUUAUAUCUGAAUAAUAAUUUAAUAACUCCAUAAGGAAUAGAAAAUUUAGGAAAAGAAUUGGCUUAAUGCAUCUCAAUUAAAGAUAUUUCAUUGUGGUUUGACUCUUUAUCCAUUGGUAAAGGCACAGCUAAUUUGCUAGGAAAUGAAGAAAUGGGAUUUCUCAAUUUAACAUCUUUGAAGCUUAGUGUUAAAAAUAACUAGAUAGGAAAUGAUGGACUUGCAUAAAUGGGUCAUAAUAUAUCUAAGUGCAAAUAUCUCUAAAGCUUAGUUCUUUAUCUUAACCAUAAUGGAAUUUAGGAUUCUGGAAUUUAAGAUUUUAUAGAUUAAUUAUAUCUCUGCAAAGAUCUAAGCUCACUUUCUUUGUACAUUAGUUAGAAUUCAGUCAGUGAUCAAGGCUUAGUUGAAUUAGGGACAAAGAUUAACAAAUUUGCUAAAUUGUCUAACCUGGUACUAUACAUUGAUUGUAAUGAAAUCUUUGAAUACAACAGUAUUAAUUCUUUUAUUUAAGAAACUUUGAAAAUAGAGAAUCUAAAUAAUUUUACUUUCCGUCCUGGAUCCCAUUCUUUAGGACUCAAUGGCUCCCAAAGACUUAAAAAAAUGUUAAAGAGAAAAGGGAAAAGACUUGUCUAAUUAAUAAUUUGA
Tetrahymena thermophila SB210 is the source of this 1335-nucleotide messenger RNA. RefSeq names its product kinase domain protein. Gene Ontology annotation, biological process: activation of GTPase activity; nucleocytoplasmic transport. The record is from RefSeq and is a predicted model, not a curated record. Gene Ontology annotation, molecular function: small GTPase binding; GTPase activator activity. Gene Ontology annotation, cellular component: cytosol; perinuclear region of cytoplasm; nucleus. NCBI's taxonomy places the organism in Eukaryota, Ciliophora, Oligohymenophorea, Hymenostomatida, Tetrahymenidae. The transcript is spliced from 16 exons.